Messenger RNA from Mastomys coucha (southern multimammate mouse), 2071 nucleotides. RefSeq names its product zinc finger protein OZF-like. Gene Ontology annotation, biological process: regulation of transcription by RNA polymerase II. The record is from RefSeq and is a predicted model, not a curated record. The coding region runs from base 123 to 1862 and encodes 579 amino acids. Gene Ontology annotation, cellular component: nucleus. Gene Ontology annotation, molecular function: DNA-binding transcription factor activity, RNA polymerase II-specific; RNA polymerase II transcription regulatory region sequence-specific DNA binding. The transcript has 4 exons. Lineage: Eukaryota; Metazoa; Chordata; Mammalia; Rodentia; Muridae.
CCGGUCCGCCAUACUGCAGUCUUGGCUGGGGCUCUGUGGAAGUCUGUUGUGGUUCCGUGUGCUUUGCUGUGAUCUGUUGCCGGGAGCUGUGAGGAGAGCUGUAUGAGUUCGCAGCCUGCGCCAUGGAUGCAGUGACUUUUAUGGAUGUGCAUGUGAACUUCUCUCAGGAAGAGUGGGCUUUGCUGGAUCCUUCCCAGAAGAGCCUCUACAGAGAUGUCAUGCUGGAAACCUACUGGAACCUUACUUGUAUAGGCUAUGAAUGGGAAGACCACAAUAGUGAAGAAUGUUGUCAAAGUUCUAGAAGACAUGGAAGGUAUUUCAACUGUCCUCGAUAUAGUACAUGUAAAGCAAAGGGCUAUGGAAAGAAGCAGUGCACCUCUCUCUUUCCCAGAACAAUUAGAAGAUAUGUAGUCAUCCCCACUAUGAGAAGACAUGGUGAAUGUGAUAUAAGUUUACAAGUAAAUGGUUUUCCUGCUUCAAUGGGAAUACAUCAAAAUACUCCCACUGGAGAAAAGCCUUAUGAGUACAAGGAAUGUGGAAAAUCUUCUGUCUGUCCUGGUUUACUUUGCAUAUGUAGUGUGACUCACACUGUAGGAAAAUGUUAUGAAUACAACCAGUGUGGGAAAGAUCUCAGUUCUUCUUUUUCUUCUCAGAGAUGUAAAAUAGCUCAUCUAGGAAAAGAAAGUGAUGGAUGUGAGCCAAGUAGUAAAAGCUUUAACCAUCACAGGUAUCUUAAAAUACAGAAUACAACCUACAAUGAAGAGUAUCUCUAUGAUUGUAUUCAAUAUGAUAAAGCCUCUUUACAAUUACACCAAAGAACUAAUUCCAAAGUAACAUCCUAUGAAUAUAAUGAAGGAGAUAAAGACAUGACAUUUUACAGUAAUCAUCACAUAUGUAGAAUGAAUACUAGAGACACAAAGUAUGAAUAUCAUCAAUAUGGUAAAACCUUUGCAUGUCCUAGUUACCUUCAAAUACAUGAAAGAAUUCAUACUAGAAAGAAACCCUAUGAAUGUAAUCAGUGUGGUAAAGUUUUUGCAUAUAAAAGUCAUUUUCACAAGCAUCAAAGAACUCAUACUGGAGAAAAACCGUAUGAAUGUAAUCAGUGUGGUAAAGCCUUUUCAUGUAAUGGUAAUCUUCAAAUACAUGAAAGAAUUCAUACUGGUGAGCAACCCUAUAAAUGUAAUCAAUGUGGUAAAGCCUUUGCAUAUAGCAAUAGUCUUCACAAACAUGAAAGAACUCACACUGGAGAGAAACCCUAUGAAUGUAAUCAUUGUGGUAAAGCCUUUACAUGUCACAGUACCCGGCAAAUACAUGAAAGAAUUCAUACUGGAGAAAAACCAUAUAAAUGCAGUCAAUGUGGUAAAACCUUUGCACGUAACAGCCAUGUUAAAAUGCAUGAAAGAAUUCAUACUGGAGAGAAACCCUAUAAAUGCAAUCAAUGUGGUAAGGCCUUUGCAUAUCACAGCCAUCUUCAAAGGCAUGAAAGAACUCAUACUGGAGAGAAACCUUAUGAAUGUAAUCAGUGUGGUAAAGCCUUUGCAUAUCGCAGUAGUCUUAGACUACAUGAAACAAGUCACACUGGAGAGAAACCUUAUGAAUGUAACCAAUGUGGUAAAGCCUUUGCCUGUUCCAGCUAUCUUCAAAUACAUGAAAGAAUUCAUACUGGAGAGAAACCCUUUCAAUGUAAGCAUUGUUGUAAAACCUUUUCAUAUCGCAGUAGUCUUCACAUGCAUGAAAAAAAUCAUACUGGAGAGAAACUCUUUGAAUGUAAGAAAUGUGGUAUAUCCUUUGCAUAUCUUGGUACUCUUCAAAAGCAUGAAAGAAUGCAUACUGACAAAAAAGAAAAUUCCCCUGAAGGAUAAUAAUGCGGAUGAGAUACCUAUAAAUGAGGAAUAGCAUUUCACACCACAUUCAUUUCCCCCGAGUUCUCUCACUGUGCUUGAGUAACGGUACAACUACUACAACAAAAUGUUGUCUCCUUUUCAAACUGCACGCAUAUUGUCAUCUCUAAGGAUAAAGGAAUCCAUUGUCUCAUGACAAUUUAAAUAGUAAAACCUAUGUAUAAAUGAAA